Molecule: messenger RNA, 1288 nt
Organism: Ectocarpus sp. CCAP 1310/34
Lineage: Eukaryota; Phaeophyceae; Ectocarpales; Ectocarpaceae
Source: the annotation of a GenBank genome assembly
CGCCGUGCACGUGGCCCACUCACCAGUCACCGCUGGCGUUGUGUACUUGAUCUCUCUUUCCUAGGCUGAGUAUCCCACAUCAGCAAGCAUGGAUUUCAAGGGGCAAAUGCUGGCAGAGAACCUCUACUUUUACAUCAUUAUUUUACUGGGGGCUGUGGGGUGGGUCGUCGGCUUCGUCAUGGGAGAUUUCAUGUUCACGCUCGCGGGAUGGGGGGCCGGGAUGGCGCUGUCUAUGAUUCUUGUGGUGCCAGACUGGCCGAUGUUCAACCGUAACCCAACCAAGUGGUUGGACCGGUUGCCUCCGAGGGAAGGGGUCAUGCCCGUAGGAGCAGCAGCAGAGGACGAGGAGUAAAAUUGAUUGCGUUGUAUUUGAGUGACCAACUUCUGGACGUAGGCAGCUCGGAAGCGGGAUUUUCAGAAGUGGAGACUGCGGGCGGCGAGAGGGUGUAUGCUGUUAUGGAAUGAACCGCAGGCGUGACGCUGUUUUUCUUUGCACGUGUAAACCAUGCAGCAAUCCGAGGAACGCCAAGGGUAAAAAUUGGGGGCUCAUUUCGUCGAAUUUCCAAACAAGGCGGCCACAAAUCGAUCCUGGCUUUGCGUUCGUCUGCCCCCUCUUCCAGCAUGGGGGGAGUGGUGGGCCGUCGGCAUUGACGGGAAAAAGUCGAGGCAAUACCAAGCGAGCAUACCGCAUUUUGCCUGUAACGGUUCCCGCAAUUUUUGGUCUACGUAUCGCCUGGCUUGGGCUUGGUGCGAACUGUCGACACUAGGCACGCUCUCUAUGUGGUCGGCGGGGAGCAGACUCGAGCUGACUUCGGACGACGUGAUUCGGAGGCGCGGGUUUGCUGUGCCGAAAGGACGAAAUGACGGUGGGGGGGACGACUAGAGGCCCUGCCAACUUCCUCAAAAUAGAAACGGCGGGGCAUGGCCGUAUUACCCUCUUACUUCCGUUGUAUUGAAUGGCCGAAACAGACACACGCGAAAAACCCGUGUACGUCCAACAAUCCAAACAAAAUGACUCCAUCAAUAAGCUUCCACCCCCGAUGAGGCAGGUCCUUGGAGGCUUCAGUGAUGCCCAUUCGCGUGGUGGACUUCCCUCCGACGACCCUGCGUGCACAACUCUUUCCGGCAGUCGAGCUACGGCGACACCAUGGCACUGGCUAAAAGUGGUUGCCAGAUCUCCGAUGUAUGCAUAGGCAUACUUCCAGCGAGAGGCAAAUGGUCACACAGCUUCCGUCGGCACGGAGCUGUGGUGAAACCCCGCCCCCACCGCCCCUCCCCCAUUCUUCCC